Molecule: messenger RNA, 846 nt
Organism: Aspergillus wentii DTO 134E9
Lineage: Eukaryota; Fungi; Ascomycota; Eurotiomycetes; Eurotiales; Aspergillaceae
Exons: 1
Coding region: 443-745 (100 amino acids)
Source: RefSeq, a predicted model, not a curated record
UUUGGAGUGUAUUUUAUUACCAUCAAUUUUGAUUCUCUUCAAGACCAGACUGGCCCAGUGGUAGCCAGUGGCCACCCAACACCAGUGCACAUCACCAGCGUUCAGUCCUUUGGAAAGCGGAGUCGGAAGGUGGAACUCUUCAUCAUCUUCAUCAUCAGCUAAACCGAAAACCAAUUUGCCUCUUUACUAGGGUCAUUUUCCCUCAAUUUGGAUGGAGUGAUCAGGAGGGAAAAAAAGACAAGACAAGAGGGCACACCAUUCAGCUGUUGGUUGGGUCCAAAGGCAGACGGCGCAUCCUGUAUGGUAAGUUAAAGACCCACACUUCGGCCGGGGAACCCAAAAAGGUGAAAGUGAGUGGGGCCCAAAAUGAGCACGAGUGGGAACAUUAGCGGCUUGCAGCCCCAUUCAAUGGUGGAUGGGACUAAAACUGGUCCUCAUACAUAUGUACGGCGUCUGUAUUGGUAAAAUGCGGAGGAAUGGACUGGACUCUAUGAUAUGGGUAAAUACCGCAGGAAAGAAAAACCAGAUGAUUGAGUUAAUAUUAGCAGACUUGCAGUUCACGGACUUGAGGCGGACUCCCGAAAAGAGGACACAGCAACGGAGGAGACUUUUGAUACUCGUCCAUUUGAUGUGUUUUCUUUUUGCCAUUGUGGUUUCUUUGACCUCGUCUCAGCCCAAGUACGCGCGUAUAAAACCACCACUCAUCAGUAACAGAACGCUCCUGCGGUGUCUGGGCAGAAUGUGAAAGUCGAUACUUAGUCUCAUCACCAAUAUGGAACCUGCAUCAUGAUCAGCAUCCUCCAUCCAUUCUUUUUUUCCUUUUUUCUUUUUUCACGUUCAGCUUAU